GAUCUGACAAGCGGCGGAAGCUCCUCCGCGGCUCGUUUUCCCCCUCGCCUCUCCUCGCCUCCCCGGGGUUUCCACGGCGGAUGCCAGCCGGUAUCUCACCAUCGGAGCGCACGCAAGAAGAAGAAGAAGAAGAAGAAGAAGAAAAAAAAAGAAAACCAAAAAGUUCACCUCCAGCCGCGCGAGUGUGUGUGCGUGGAUCCACUCAUGCGUGCACGCUCCGUCUGCACGUCUAAUGGACUGACCCCCCGGCACGCCGUUUUUUAAAGGGAAGACAAGAGAGCUGAGUCAACGAGUCGCGCGCAGGAGGAUGCAACAGUUGUUGAUGUGCGGACUUUUCUCCCGUCUGGAGACGGCCUGCGCGCGUGGAGGAUGGUGGCUGUGACCCGCGAGGACGGCGGAUCGGAUGUUUUGUUGCUUUAAAAAGUCAUCCCGUCAGAUAGAGAAUCGAGCGGCGGUGGGUGUAAAGUCUCGGAGCGUGCACUUCUCCCGGACCGUGCGCAAUGCGUCUGGAGGCACUUCGCGCUGCGCCGGAAUGGAGUUGAAGUGUGGCUCUUGGACGGUCCGCCGCGGCGGUGAGUAGAAGCAGUGCAGCCCCCGCGCACACAAUAAUAUGCAUCGGAUUCUGCAGAGGCGGCGAGUGCGCAAGCUGCGGGUCGUCUGGGUCUCUCUGGCGCUGCUGGCUCUGUCCCUGGCCGCAUGCAGCGCGCUGUUCACGGCGUGGACUUGGCGUCAGACGCGGGACCUGUCUCAGUCCUUCAAGAUCCUGCAGGACCGACUCGAGCAGGUCAACACGCAGAGGAAGGCCAUCGUCCAGCUGAUUCUGGAGAAGAGGGAGCUGCUGGUGGGACAGCGGGUGAAAAGAGACGGGGGGACGCUGCGAGGGAGGAACGGGAGUGGAAAGAAAGCGGCGUCUCAUUUUGAGAUAACCAAAGUCUCCUCUCAGCAAGUUGGAGAAGGUGGCGUGAUCAAGGGCUGGGAGGAGAGGACGCUCAACAUGACAAAAGCAGUGAGGUACAACAGGGAGCAGGGCACCUUCACCGUGGAGAAGACGGGGGUCUACUUCCUCUUCUGCCAGGUGCUGUUCAACGAGCAGCAGUCGCAGUACGUGAAGCUGGACGUGGUGAGCGGCGGCCAGCGGCCCCAGAAGCUGCAGUGCAUGGAGGGCUACGGCACCACGCCGUCCGCCGGGCCGCACCCCUUCCACUUCCUGAAGCCGUGCCAGGUGUCGGGCCUGCUGCGGCUGGACCGCGGCACCGAGCUGCAGGCCGUCACCGGCUCGGCCUUCAGGCUCCACGCCGUGGGCAGCGCCUCGGCCUCGCCGCACGUCUUCAGCAUCUUCCGAGUCAACUGAGGCUCGGCGCUCGGCUCAUCUGGCCUGGAAACUCUCUCUCUCUCUCUCUCUCUCUCUGUCUUUUUUACUUUUACGAGCGCACAAACUCAUCGGAAUUGACUUGUUUUUGUCCAGAUGAGGCUCGUUCUCUCUCCCUCUCCCUCUCUCUCUGCCUCUCUCUCUCUCUCUCUUUUUGAAACAGUCACAAGCAGUUGAGGUAUCGCAUAAUGCUGCGACUUCCUGCCAUAGACGUUAAUUUGAAGGACAAACCUGACAUUUGUGGAAGCUGUUGUGGAAUUUCUUUCCCUUGGAACGCCGUUUUUUUUUUUUUUUUUUUUGGAUUAAGACCAAGACCCGCAGCGAACGCUGGAUGAAUGUGAGCCGGGAAAACAGAUGUGAUGGAAGCUGCUCUGUAGAUAAAGAGCGUCAUAUAAAAAAAAAAAAAAAAAAAAAAAGAAGAGAGAAUUCCUUGGAUGUUCAUCUUAGUCUCCGUAUCAUGUAAUAAAUUGUGCUUAAACUCACUUUUUUAAGGACUGACUGUAAAAGCUGUGCAUGCACUUCCACUCCCACAGCUCUGUGAGCGUCUAUAAAAAGCCUUCACCGAUUGAUAUCAACGUUUUAUAUAAUGCAGUAUUUGUUUUUUUUUUGCGUAUGAAAUCUAAUGAAUCAAACUUUUUUUAAAAAGGAAAAAAAAAACUGAUUUAUGAUCGUUACAAUGCAAUUUGUAUGUACUAGUGUGAAAUACUGCAAGCCUUUUGUAUAUAUGUCACACACACAUUUCACACACGUGCAACGAGACAGGAGCUGGCAGAAGUGUGUUUAUGCGACCCGGAUGUGAAUUUGUUCUCUUUUCUAAAAUGAAAUGACUGUAUAGUUUUGAAAAGCAGGAGCGAGAAGUGGCAAGAAAAGCAGCUUCAAGCGUGUCUUUGUCUUCUCUUGCUUAUUUCUCUCAUCUGGUUGGUGUCUAUAGCCAUCAUCUCCACGCUGUUUGUAAAUGAUCUGCUGAUUUUCAGUCAGUUAAAGGAGAACUGGGUGAGGGGUGAACACUCCGGUUGUUGUUUUGCUCCAGAUGAGAAACAUUUUUGGUAUUCAUGAAAUGAGAAAUUUUCGUAAAUGUGCUAUUCAAGAACAAAAAAGUGGAAAAGUUGAACGGUUUCUAACAGUUUCUGUAUGAUUCCUCCAGGAAUUUCAAUCAAUUUAUCGUCCUGCUCACUUUACAUGUAUGAUUCUCAAAAGAUUCGACCAAAAUUCACAUUAAUUUAUGAUUCUUUUCACAUUUUGGGGGGGGGGGAUCCAUUUGAAAAGAAUGUUGCCUCUUUGGUAAAGUCUUUUAAUAUAGCAGUUUUGAGUCAUGCAGGAUUCAGUCUUCGUAAUUUGACACCAGCCUCAGUCUUCCAGCUGCAAAAAAAAACCAAACUGAUAUGUGAAAAAUUGUAUUGUUUUGUGGUUAAAGUGAUGGAAUACUGAAACCGUUGAACAUUAGGUACGCUUAGUUUUUUUAAAAAUCAAGAAGUCAAGGUGCUACGUUCAUUAAAUCAUCACUGCUGAUACACUUCUCCUCGUGCAAAAAUCCUCUGGAUUUGUCUCUGGCCUUAAAUCCUGACGAUAUUAUUCUAUUUAUACUGUCGCGGUGCGUGCGCUGGGCUCGUUCCAGCCCCCUUUUUUGCUGCGGCUCCUCGGUGUUUUACCGUCGUUUCGCCGCUCGGCUGGAUUCACGAUAGCAGGAGAUUAAGUGUUUGUCCUCGCUGUAAAUCAUACGUGUGACUCCAAAGCAGAAGGCUGCAGAAGUGUGGAAAAGAUCCAAAAUCCACUUCAAAUGGAGCAGUUCCAGGCUAUACACACACACACACACACACACACACACACACACACACAUUAUUCUCGAUAACCUCAGAAAAUAACCAGAAAGUUCUUAUUUGGACCGAAACUAGUGGGGAAAUUGCACAAAUAAAGCUUUAAUUGAAGAAAUCUGUACGUCCACUUGAGAUAUUCAGCUUUAAUCUUUAUUCACAUCUUUAAUUUUAUGUCUUCUUGUUUUUUUUUUUUUUUCUUUUAAGAGAUGAAAUUCCUUCCAUUCUGUCACAUGCUGCUGCUUUCUGUAAUAUUCCCUGCAACAAUACAAACAGUGUGUAUUUCUAGCAGUGGGUUUCUGCACUCCCACUCUUGUUUAUAAGUAGUUUUUGUGGAUGGACCACAUUGGUUUCCCCUCAGCACUUUACUGCGGAGAUGGUAGUGUUUUUUAAUUGGAGCCAAACCUUCAUGUUUUGAAAUGGA
Salarias fasciatus (jewelled blenny) is the source of this 3604-nucleotide messenger RNA. It is a transcript of the gene tnfsf12, whose product is annotated as TNF superfamily member 12. The transcript has 6 exons. Lineage: Eukaryota; Metazoa; Chordata; Actinopteri; Blenniiformes; Blenniidae. Gene Ontology annotation, cellular component: membrane. The record is from RefSeq and is a predicted model, not a curated record. Gene Ontology annotation, biological process: immune response. Bases 611 to 1351 code for a protein of 246 amino acids. Gene Ontology annotation, molecular function: receptor ligand activity; tumor necrosis factor receptor binding.